GCCAUUUAACAUUAACAGGUUAAUUUCAUAGUCCGUUUUAGUAUUUCAUCUAUUAUAACAUUAUUAUAUAAUCAACUUUACAUUUUAUUAUUUUACUUGUAACCACGUAAAGAUGAUGUCAAAUACUGCUCCCGUCGAUCGUCCAAGACGUUAUUUUUAUUUUCAUUUUGUUCUCUUAAGAUUUUUAGGCUUGGGAUGGUGGCAUCAACCAGAUGAAGAAGACACAAGAAACUUUCCAAAUUGGUACAUAUACUACUCCAUUCUUACACAGCUAGUAUGGGUAGCUGGAUUCGUGGGCCUCGAGACUAUUGAUCCUUUCUUUGGCGAAAAAGAUUUAGAUAGAUUCAUGUUCAGUUUAUCUUUCGUGAUCACACACGACCUGACAUUAAUCAAACUAUAUAUAUUUUUCUUCAAAAACAACGAAAUCCAAGACAUUGUACGUACUUUGGAAAUAGAUCUAUAUCAAUAUUAUCAAAAUAAUAAGAAAAAUCAUGCGACGAUUAGAACGACAAAAAUAAUGUCUAGCGCAUUUAUUUUCUUUGGAUGGCUAACUAUUGGAAAUACGAACGUGUAUGGAACAAUACAAGAUUUAAGAUGGAAAGCAGAAGUUGCAGAAUUAAAUGAUACUUCAGUUAAACCAUUAAGAACAUUACCUCAACCCAUUUAUAUACCGUGGAACUACCAGACAGACUCAGCAUAUAUUUCCACAUUCGUUCUCGAAACCGUAGGUCUGCUAUGGACUGGCCACAUUGUUAUGUCAAUAGAUACUUUUAUCGGCUCAGUUAUUCUCCAUAUGAGUUCACAGUUUUCGAUAUUAAGUGAAGCUGUAAUGACGGCAUAUAAUAGGACAAUGCUUCAAUUAUAUGAUGGAGUACGUCAGGACGUAUCAGAAAUUUCAGUUGUUCCUGAAGUUGUAUUCGGCGACAUAAAAACAGCAGAUGAUGUCGAAAGAUUUGUCCGAAGGCGAUAUUCAGAAAAGGAUGUGGAACUAGCAUUACAAAAUACGAUUAGAAACUGUUUUAAGCAGCAUCAGCUACUUAUAAGCUGCGUAGAGAAAUUCCGCCAAACUUACUCGUACGGAUUCAUGACGCAACUUCUCUCCAGCAUGGCAGCGAUUUGCGUCGUAAUGGUUCAAGUUUCGCAAGAUGCGUCUAGUUUUAAAUCCAUCAGACUUGCGACCUCUUUAGCUUUUUUUGUCGCUAUGAUAAUACAACUGGCCAUUCAGUGCUUUACUGGAAAUGAACUUACGUUGCAAGCAGCUAAAGUAGCUGAUGCAGUGAUGCAAAGCAAGUGGGAGCGAAUGCCACCCCGUCUGCGACGCCAUCUUAUCCUGAUGAUGAUGCGAGCUCAUCGGCCUCUCAGACUUACAGCUGCUGGUUUUGCCUACAUGAAUAACGACUGUUUUCUUGCUAUUAUGAAAGCAGCGUACUCAUAUUAUGCAGUCUUGAGUCAGAAACAAGUCUAA
Molecule: messenger RNA, 1465 nt
Organism: Achroia grisella
Lineage: Eukaryota; Metazoa; Arthropoda; Insecta; Lepidoptera; Pyralidae
Gene: Or-60
Product: putative odorant receptor 69a
Exons: 5
Coding region: 113-1465 (450 amino acids)
Biological process (GO): detection of chemical stimulus involved in sensory perception of smell; sensory perception of smell
Cellular component (GO): plasma membrane
Molecular function (GO): odorant binding; olfactory receptor activity
Source: RefSeq, a predicted model, not a curated record